AUGUGGGAAAAGGGCUCAUCAAAUGGGACUACUGUGGCUGGUCAAACAGGAAUACCCGGUUCAGCUUUAAAUCAAUUACAUACUCCUGAAGCAAUAUGGGUUGAUUCGAAGAAAAAUUUAUACAUUGCAGAUUUAAGGAACCAUCGUAUAGUAAGAUGGUUAUCUCAAUCAUCAACUGUGGUAGCCGGAGGAAAUGAACAAGGUGAUUUACCGAAUCAAUUGAACGAUCCCGUAGGACUGUAUUUUGAUGAACCAAAUAAUGAUUUAUAUAUUUCAAAUUAUCUUGGGCAUUCAAUAACAAAAUGGAAAAUAGGUGAAACAGCAGGUACAUUUAUUGCAGGUACACCUGGUAAGAAUGGUACCAGUUCAACACAAUUUUAUAGUCCAUCUACUGUAGCAUUGGAUAAAAAUGGUAAUAUGUAUAUUGCUGAUACUUCUAAUCAUCGUAUUCAAUUAUUUUGUUAUGGUUCAUUAAAAGAAGGUAAAACAAUUGCUGGUAUAACGGGUCAAAUGGUAAUAACCCUAAUCAAUUAA
Messenger RNA from Rotaria sp. Silwood2, 534 nucleotides. Lineage: Eukaryota; Metazoa; Rotifera; Eurotatoria; Philodinida; Philodinidae. The record is from the annotation of a GenBank genome assembly.